AUGGUCGAGCUGAAAACACGUGUCCUACAACACGUGAAGAGAAAUAAAAAAAUCUACACGUAGAAAAGGAGUAUUCAAAAGUUUAAAAUUUAUUCCUCAAGAAUAAGAGCUUGAAUUCAGUCACUCAAGAAAUUGAUUGUGUAACUGAUCAAGCCUGAUUUUUUUUGGGAUAAUAUUAUUGGCGCAGACUGUUUCUGUUGGGUGCAAAGCGAAGGCUACAAAACCAAAAGCAGCUGCUCCGAAACCGAUAAGCUCAAAUCGACAAUCUCGAAAGUUGUCCCACCAGCUCGUCCACCAUCACGACCAGAAGAUUAUGAGAUCAACUGGGGACCUAAAUGCUGUUAA
Caenorhabditis elegans is the source of this 345-nucleotide messenger RNA. NCBI's taxonomy places the organism in Eukaryota, Metazoa, Nematoda, Chromadorea, Rhabditida, Rhabditidae. The record is from the annotation of a RefSeq genome assembly.